AUGUCUCUCCUUCCCAUCGACCCCGCCGACUUCCCGGAUGUGCCUACCAAGAAGGCCCUGAUAGCCAUCGACUUUCAGAACGAUUUCCUGGCUGAUGAUGGCGCGCUGGUCGUCAGCCAACCGGAUGGCAUGGUCGCCAAUGUCGUCAGGCUAGCCGACGCCGUUCGGAACUCCGGCUAUGCUACCAAACAGACCAGGCGGCUCUGCUGCGGCUGCAGCUGCACGAGCGCGUGCCCCCCGACCGUCGCCCACGCCAUCCACACACCCCUCGAAGCCGAUCCGGAGGCCUUCCUGAGCGAAGUUGGCGGACAGAGCGGCAAGACAAAACCGCAGUGCGUCCGUAAGGGCACGAAAGGUGCGGAGCUUCUCCCUGAAUUGGCAGCAGCCAAGGGCCCAAGGGAUUAUGCCAUGACGAAAACGUAUUACUCUGCUUUUAAGUCCGGCCAGCUCCUACAACUGCUCAGGAGGCACUUCGCAACCGAGCUCUACAUUUGCGGCGCCUUAUCCAAUGUCAGUGUCUAUGCAACAGCAUUGGCAGCGAGCAGCUACGGAUUCGACAUUACCAUCGUGGAGGACUGCUGUGGCUACCGCAGCGAGGCGAGACAUAUGAAUGCGACGAGGAAACUGACCGAAAUGACUGGCUGCGAGUUCGCAACUGUCGCCGACAUCGUGCCCACCCUAAGGCCGAGACCACGGUCACGGUUGGACUUGAAUCAGCGGGCUCGGGCGAGUGCACCAAUGCCAGGCGGUGCAGCUAAUAUACCACCAGAGCUGAUUGCGGCGGCGAUGGCAGGGAACAGGCUCGGUCCCAGCAAGGGCAUUACCGUACGUCCCAAAAGCCCAGACUCCCUAUCGCCACCCAAUGCCCCUGAUAGCACAGGAGAAGAGGGCAAGCCAGAGGAUGCUGCUGCUGCCGCUGCUACCCUGCCAUUGUCGCUGUCGCCAGAUCUUUCCCCCGAGAUGGAAAAGCUGAGACUAAACACCGAAGCCACAGAUUCCACCAAUUCCCCUACCCAUGAAACAACAGCAGCAGGUGUCGUCGAGCCUCUCGCCACAAAUGAAACGUCUGAGUCUGAACCAGCCAAACACCAGGCCAAGCAGGCGAUACAACCCGUGGUGAAGGAAACAGGCGCUAAGGCGGAGCGUAGAAUUUUGACACCACGCGCAAACGCGCAACGAAGGGAGACAUCAUCUCUACCCGGUCAGACAAAGGCAACAAUGGGCGCACCUCGACAUGAGUCACCCAGUGACAAAGCGAAGGCGGAACAUGGCGUAGAAAGUAAGGGGAGCUCAAAACCCAGCAGAAACCCCAUCGCCAGCGCAGAGCAAGCCAUGAAACAAUUCUUCACCUCCAAAUCACCAGCACCUGUACCAGAAAAACUAAAACCCGUCAAGAUGGCACAGGAGGAAUUCGUGCCUUCUGAAGAGCUACUGACGGCUGAGACGCCUCAUGACCAGAAAGAAGGCUCUUAUCCUGCUGGAAACGAUGUGAGGGACCCAAAGACUCUGGCAGAUACUACUAUUGCCAGAGGUUCAGAAGAGAGCAAGACAGUGCCCAAAAAUAGCAGCAGUACGCCCACCGAGACCGAAAAUCUUUGCGAAGGCGAUACGACAAUCAUCCACUCCUUCCUUCCAGACCCACUCGCUUCCGGUCUCUUCGAGCGACUAUGUUCUGAAGUCCACUUCCAGAAGAUGAUGCAUCAAGGCGGCGAGGUCCCACGCUUCGUUGCCGUGCAGGGCGAACUUUUGGAAGAUGGCACGCAGCCCAUCUACCGACACCCCAGCGACGAGGCGCUUCUCUGUGUACCAUUCACACCAGCCGUUGACGCUAUUAGGACACAGGUAGAGGCCAAAGUAGGCCACAAGGUGAACCACGUGCUGAUUCAAUGCUACCGAAGCGGCAAUGAUUACAUCAGUGAGCAUAGUGACAAGACCUUGGAUGUCGUCCCGGGCUCGUUCAUCGCGAAUGUUAGCUUGGGGGCAGAGAGGACUAUGGCUUUUAGGACGAAGAGGGAUGCUCCGAUUGAGAAGGAAAGCCCUGACAAGGGAAAGGAAGGCUCUCUGCCAUCUGCAGCAACGGGUGACUCCGCACCACCGACAGUCCCAGAGGAGCCGUCGCCAACAAAGCGACAGACCAUCCGCUGCCCCAUGCCACACAACUCACUUGUCCGGAUGGGUCUCGCCACCAACAGUAAGUGGCUCCACGGCAUUCGACCCGACAAGCGGCCUACGUCGCAGAAAUCACACUUCGAACUUGCCUUCGGCGGAUAUCGCAUCAGCCUGACCUUCCGCCACAUCGCGACGUUCCUCUCUUCUACGGAUAAUCCCGACGAGCCAGUCAUAUGGGGCCAGGGUGCGGUAUCGAAAACCCGCGAUGGAGCCAGACCUGUCACCAAUGGGCAGACGCCAGAGGCCGUGACCCUGCUGAAAGCUUUUGGGAAGGAGAAUCACUCGAGCGAGUUCAACUGGGAGGAGGCCUACGGCGGCGGCUUCGAUGUUCUCCAUAUGAAGGCUGCACCACGGUAUUUCGGCUGCGGCGACACGGUGGUGGACGGGCGCGUCAAGAUCAUGCUGGCUGAGCUCGGGGUCCAGUACGCACACGGCUCCAUCGGCACAGGCAAAGGGAAUAAAACCAAUUACGGCGAUGCAGCAGACGUCGUCCCGGUGAAGUUGGUCCUCGAUGACGCCGAGCGGACGACCAUCACUGGCGAUGUCGCCAUCAUGCUCUACCUAGACGCGCGGCACCCCAAGAAGAAGGGUACAGAGGCCGACAUGGCCAGGGUUUUCACCCGCUUCCAGGCCGCGCUCGCCCUGGGCCAGAAGUGGAAAGCCCUCACCCUGGGUGCGCUGGCCCGCGACAUUCCCAACGAGGAGAGGGUCAACCUCAUCUCGGACUUUGCGAGCGCGAACUACGUCCAGAUCAACGAUUGGAUGGCCGAGAACCUCCGGCCGCUGUGGGACGCCGGCGGCGGCGGCGACGAGCAUGGCGACCUGUUCUUCGCGGGCAACGGCGCGGGAGGGCAGCAACAGCCCACCAUCGCCGACUACGCCCUAUGGCCCGUCCUGUACGACAUCACCGAGACGUGGAGGGCCGCCGACGCCCGGUUUGAGCAGUCGUGGGCCCAGCGCGCGCGGUACACAGCGCUUGAGAAGUACUGGGUCGACUUCGCCGGGCGCAAGAGCGUCGUCGAGGUCUUCGGCCGGGACGUCACCUGGCUCUCGAGCCGGCCGGGGUCGACCCCUGGUUCGACUCGCGCUUCGACGCCUGGUUCGGGCAGGGGGACAGGGCACCAUGGCGAAAAGCAGAGCGACAAAGGCGUAAAAGAGGAUGAAGUGGGAGGAGGAUCGAAGAAUGAUGGGUUGGGGGAAAAGGGGGAGAAUGACGAUAAGUAA
Messenger RNA from Diaporthe citri, 3393 nucleotides. RefSeq lists its product as uncharacterized. Gene Ontology annotation, cellular component: nucleus. The transcript is spliced from 2 exons. The record is from RefSeq and is a predicted model, not a curated record. Gene Ontology annotation, biological process: DNA alkylation repair; DNA repair. Lineage: Eukaryota; Fungi; Ascomycota; Sordariomycetes; Diaporthales; Diaporthaceae. Bases 1 to 3393 code for a protein of 1130 amino acids. Gene Ontology annotation, molecular function: dioxygenase activity.